Molecule: messenger RNA, 1425 nt
Organism: Penicillium brasilianum
Lineage: Eukaryota; Fungi; Ascomycota; Eurotiomycetes; Eurotiales; Aspergillaceae
Source: the annotation of a GenBank genome assembly
AUGGUCAUAACCUGGAAUCAAAACGCGCUACGGGCAGACUUUUGUCAUGCAUUGUCAGAAAUGUACAAGAGUGAGGUUCCACUUUACGGUGACCUGAUCGAUGUUGUCUGGGAGGCGGAUGCACAAACAGUACGGGCGAGUGAGACGCUAGGAGGAGCCAAAGCUAUCAAUCCAGAUGACGUCUUGCCUUCUCGCCAUCGAGUAGAAAGGCAUGGCGCCAUCAGACUGGGGACGGCAUAUGAGUUGAGUACGAUACGUCGCAUGUUUUCAGUCAUGGGCAUGUAUCCAGUGGGAUACUAUGACCUGAGCAUCGCUGGCUUCCCUAUGCAUGCUACAGCGUUUCGGCCGAAAACACAGGAUGCAUUGUCACAACAUCCAUUUCGGGUCUUCACCACAGUCCUGCGCAUGGAACUUUUGACGGAAAAGACGCGGAAACUAGCACAGAAAGCAUUGGCACAGCGAAAGAUCUUCACGCCCAGACUUCUCGAGCUUCUAGACCUGGUCGAGAAGAAUGGUGCCUUGACGCCGGCUGAGUGCGCCGAGUUUAUUCAAAAUGGACUAGAAACAUUUCGCUGGCACUCAAAAGCGACGGUCACUCUUGAUGAAUACAUGCAGCUCAAAGCUGAACAUCCCCUUAUCGCCGAUGUCGUCUCAUUCCCCAGUUCACAUAUUAAUCAUUUGACACCUCGCACGAUCAACAUCGAUCUCGUUCAGGAGCUGAUGGUGAACCAAGGGAUGCCAGCGAAAGAACGAAUAGAGGGGCCUCCCAAACGAAGGUGCCCUAUCCUUCUCCGGCAGACAAGCUUCAAGGCGUUGGAAGAAACAGUCUACUUCCGAGAUACCCUCGAUCGCCACAGGAAAGGAUCUCAUACCGCACGUUUUGGAGAAGUGGAGCAGCGAGGGUAUGCUCUGACACGAAAGGGUCGUCAGUUGUACGACCGGAUUCUAGACCAGGUCAAUGGUGACGCCACAAAGAACAAUCUCAAGGGAGGCGAUUAUGAUAAGGUUUUAGAAAGCCAUUUCAGGGCAUUCCCCGAUAGCUUGUCGGAACUUCGCGACCAGAACCUAGCCUAUUUCUGCUAUCGGGUUACCUCGACCGGCGAAAAGCUCGCAGAAGAUGGCGCAGUUCUGUCAAAAUUCGGGGGAAAAACAUCAGCCCAACAGCUUCUAGACCAGGACAUUUUGGCCUAUGAGCCUCUUACUUACGAAGACUUUUUGCCACUUUCUGCGGGAGGCAUCUUUAAUUCCAAUCUGGGUAAUGUCUGUCUGUCAAAACAACUUAUUAUGAGCGCGGAGCCGGACCUGGAUGGGUUCCAGCGUUGUUUGGGGACCUGCGUCGCGGAUGAAUUCCAUCUUUACUUUGAGAUGCAAAAGGAGUCUAUUCAACGUUGUGAAAAUCAGCUUGGUUUGGAGAUUGUUGUCUAA